GGGCGGGGGCGCAGUCCCGGGACCGACCGGCCGAGCCCCGCGCGCCCCGCCCGCGCCCUGCGCCUCCACCCGGCCGGCCGGCGGGGAGGGGGCAUGAGCCGGCGCCCGUGCGCUGCCGGGAGCUGCGGGCCGGCCUAGAGCCCCGCGCGGGCCGAGCGCCGCCACCGCGCCCCAGCAAUCGCCGCCGCGCCCGAGCCGCGAUGCAGCGGCCGGGGGAGCCCGGCGCCGGGCGCUUCGGGCCGCCCGAGGGCUGCGCAGACCACCGGCCGCACCGCUACCGCAGCUUCAUGAUCGAGGAGAUCCUCACCGAGCCGCCGGGGCCCAAGGGCGCCGCGCCCGCCGCUGCUGCGGCCGCCGCGGCGGGCGAGCUGCUCAAGUUCGGCGUGCAGGCGCUGCUGGCGGCGCGGCCCUUCCAUAGCCACCUGGCUGUGUUGAAGGCCGAGCAGGCAGCGGUGUUUAAGUUCCCGCUGGCGCCGCUCGGCUGCUCUGGGCUGGGCUCGGCGCUGCUGGCGGCGGGGCCUGGGCUUCCCGGUGCCCCUGGCGCACCGCACCUGCCACUGGAGCUGCAGCUUCGAGGGAAGCUGGAGGCAACCAGCACCGGGGAGCCGGGCACCAAAGCCAAGAAGGGGCGUCGGAGCCGCACCGUGUUCACCGAACUGCAGCUGAUGGGUCUAGAGAAACGCUUUGAGAAGCAAAAGUACCUCUCCACGCCUGACAGAAUAGAUCUCGCGGAGUCUCUGGGACUGAGCCAGUUGCAGGUGAAGACCUGGUAUCAGAAUCGGAGGAUGAAGUGGAAGAAAAUAGUGCUGCAGGGUGGUGGCCUGGAGUCUCCCACCAAGCCCAAGGGACGGCCCAAGAAGAACUCCAUUCCUACCAGCGAGCAGCUGACCGAGCAGGAGCGUGCCAAGGAGGCAGAGAAGCCGGCAGAGGCGCCUGGAGUCGCCAGCGACAGGAACCGAGAGGACUGAGCCUGGCAGACAGUGUGGGCUUGGGGACCCCAGCGAGGCCCGAGUUCCCCUCUGGCCGUGGGAAGCCGCGAGCGAGCGGCCACACCGUUUGUUUUCUAAACUUUUCUUACUACUUUGAAUGCGGACAGUUAGGGGCGGAACAAAGAAGGACACAGAGAUUCUGAAGCCAAACCCCGUGCGUUCCGCCGUCCUAGCCUGGGAGACUCGAGUCCAGCGCUGUGGAGGGUCCUCUGGAGCUCCGCUGCUCUGGGCGCUCCCGCGCACUCACACCCUGCUCCUCUCCGCACU
This is a messenger RNA of Talpa occidentalis (Iberian mole), 1256 nucleotides long. RefSeq names its product BARX homeobox 1 (gene BARX1). The record is from RefSeq and is a predicted model, not a curated record. The transcript has 4 exons. NCBI's taxonomy places the organism in Eukaryota, Metazoa, Chordata, Mammalia, Eulipotyphla, Talpidae. Gene Ontology annotation, molecular function: DNA-binding transcription factor activity, RNA polymerase II-specific; RNA polymerase II transcription regulatory region sequence-specific DNA binding. Gene Ontology annotation, biological process: regulation of transcription by RNA polymerase II. Gene Ontology annotation, cellular component: nucleus. Bases 201 to 968 code for a protein of 255 amino acids.